Molecule: messenger RNA, 856 nt
Organism: Cantharellus anzutake
Lineage: Eukaryota; Fungi; Basidiomycota; Agaricomycetes; Cantharellales; Hydnaceae
Exons: 3
Coding region: 138-794 (218 amino acids)
Source: RefSeq, a predicted model, not a curated record
GAAAGAUUUAUCUACGGAAACUGAAGGAUGUGCAUCCUAGUUUGAGAGACGGACUCGGAGAAGAGGACAAAUUGAUUCAAAACAUCCUGGAAUGAGCGGGUGGGUUGUUCAUUUGGAUCAGUACCGUCUUUCAUUACAUGAAGGUGGCAAGUGGCGACCCUAUGAGAACGCUGGAGAAAUUGAUUGAUACGGGCGCUAACCGAUCAAAGGCCCGAGCCGAGGAAAUGAUGGACAGCCUGUAUACGACCAUUCUGAAGAAGUGUAAUUGGAAGGACGAAGAUUUUGUGCAUGACUACCCCAUUGUGAUGGGAGCAAUCUUGGUUGCGCAACAGCCAUUGUCAGUUAGGGCUUGGGAUGCCAUACUAUCACCGCUCCUUAAGUCUUCCAUACAUCACACAUUAGCCGAACUUGCACCCCUCCUCUUAGGGGUUAGGGAACCUGAUAAGCCAAUUCGUAUUUACAUCAAUCAUUCCACGACUUCCUCAGACCGAACCGAACCAGAAUCCUCAGCACUUCAUCGUUAUCUGGUGGAUACGAAAAGGGAAAAUAUCCGAGUGGCCCUGCAUUGCGUUGAGACCUUGAAUGAGGAUCUUUGCCGUCUGGAUGGUUUGGGGUUAAUCCAAAAGUUGCCGGAAAAGGUCGAACUGUCCCCCAUUCCUCCAGAAACGCUGGCCGAACACUUCCGUUACGCGCGUCGGCAUGUUGUGUGUCACCUCAACCAAGUUUUGGAGCCUCCAGAGAGGCUCAAUGCGUUGGUCCUCGCAUUUUUAAUCAGUAACUCACACGCUGGGUGAAAGUCUGUGUGAGGGGAUGGAAGGAUAGAUCAGUAUAUCUUCGUUCCCUGAAUGGGCCAAGG